This is a messenger RNA of Durusdinium trenchii, 2013 nucleotides long. Lineage: Eukaryota; Dinophyceae; Suessiales; Symbiodiniaceae. The record is from the annotation of a GenBank genome assembly.
AUGAUAGGCAUGAGAUGUGCCACAUUGUCUCUGGCAUUCUUCCAGCCCCUCCUCGUCUUCGGCAUCAAUGUGAGGUUAAGCAAUCAGGAGACCAGCUGUGCCAAGCUGGAGAAUCAUGAAACUUACUCCGCAGUGAAGGUUGCCAUUGGCAGCCCACCACAGAUGUUUAGCCUGGUGGCCGACACAGGCAGUAAUAGCUGCAUCGUGAAGGAUUGCCAGUGCCAGCACUGCCCUGCUGAGUGGGGUAAAUGCUUUACAGGCCCAGACCAUUCGCGCUCCUUCGUGCUUCCCACGUUCAAGUCGAACGCCUCCACAGGGCACUUGCAGGGCCAAAAGGGGCCGGCCUCGAUGAUCAUGAGCUUUGGCAGUGGAGAAAUCGCGGCACAGAUCGCCUCCGACGAGGAGAAAUUUACCUCGAUGUCGGUGGGGCAUCGACUGGACCAUUUCGCCAAAUGGAUCACUCAACAUGGGAUGACACGGCCCUCGAUCCUCAUGAAGUUCCACAUCGUCAUGCUGCUCACCAACUACUCGUGCUACGCUCUGCUGAUGCUUUUGGUGCCAGCUUCUCCGAGUCUUUCCAAGGAGGACUAUCGGAUGCUGCUUUUCGUGAAGCUGGUGGUAUGGCAGCAUCUGGCAGAAGGGCUUGGAUGUCGCCAGGGCCCACUGAUGGGCCUCAGCUUUCCCAACAACUUCUUGUAUCGACUCUCCAGGGGGACCUUGAAGCACUCGCUCCUUCCAGCACUGGGUGGCCACCGCCGGAAUGGCAUGGACCGCCUCGUGCACGCGAUCUUCUUCCUUUCGGGCCUGGGCUUUCUCCUCAGCACGUGGUACAAUGUAGCGCUUCUUUGGCUCUUGAUGCUUUGCGAUGUCUAUCUCUUUGUCUUCGACAUGACCCAGUUCUACGCGAGCAGCGGUCAUGCCUACGGCAGCAUGCUGCUCUCUGCCUGUUUCCCCCUGCACAGGGGACGUAUGGCAGGGAUCCAACUGGGAUUGAUCCUGCAAUGGUUCUUCUCAGGUGUUGGAAAGAUUGGGCCCUGGUUUGAGUAUGUCAACGGGCCCUUCAUGCUGCAGUCAAGGCUGUUGCGUGGACAGAAUUGGCUGCGGCGACUCUUGAUCGAGUCAGAUGAGACGAUGAAGCCGACCCGAAGUGCUAAAGUCUUGGCGCACACCGCAGCUGCAGCGGAGUAUGUGGCACCAGUCCUCUUGAUGAUUCCGAAUGACUUGGCCAUUUGGACGGGCUUUUGGUUGCUUGUGGCCAUGCAUAUCUACAUUUUGCUGAUGCCCGCGCCCUUUGACGUCUACUCCUGGAACCUGUGUUUUUGCCUCAACGGAAUCUAUCUCUUCUACUUGGGCCAUUUCGGCUUUGAUUUCCAAAGCCUCUCUGAGAUGAGUGGAUACCUGAUCGCGUUCUUCAUCAUGGAGCUGCUGGUAUGCUGCUACGGCAACAUUUGGCCCGACCAGGUCGGCUACUACCUGAGCCACCGCUACUGGGCGGGCAACUGGGUCCAGUCCUUCUUCUUUGUCAAGAAGACGCAAAGGGUGAAGGACAAGUUGGAGAUUGUUGGACAGUCGAAAGGCAUUGGGAAUCCCUUGUUCUUGGAGGAAGCGCCCUAUUUGCAGGUCUGCUUGGGAUACCUGAGCUUCGCCUACUUGUGGUUGGCCACCUUCAACAUGAAAUGUAUUGCACGCCUCAUCGAGGACUUCUUGCAGGUCAGUGGGACGAAGAGUGUGGAUGAGUGGCAGAUGUUGAAGCUCACGGGUUGGCUCUGCGGAGAGUUCCGCGAUGAGUUGUAUGCUGAGAAGGUUUUGCCCAUCAUUCAAGAGGAGUGCAAGUUCGAUGAAGGUGAGGCAUAUUUGAUCCGCGUGGGCGCCUUCGGGAUGUUUGGGCACACCGCCACCUGGAGGAUCUACGACUUGCGGAAAGGAGUGGUGCGAGAAGGUACCAUGAGUGUGCAGAUGAUGCGGAGUAUUGAUGGAAAGCCUACUGAUGCCUGUGAGCUCAUGAUGGCGUGA